AUGGGACGUUCUUCCCACGGUGCAGUCAUAUGUGCUGUCAAGGCUUUCUUUAGUCACGUGGUCAACAGAGACAUGGGAGAGAUUGUCAGCAACUUUGGAGGCUUCUACAGAGAGCUCACCAGUGACAGGCAGCUCUGCCGGACUGGACCAGAGAAGGGUGCUGUGCACUUGGCCAUCGCUGCUGUCCUGAAUGCUCUGUGGGCCAAGCAAGAGGGAAAGUCAUCCAUGAAUCCGGAUGCCAAACAACCACCAUUCUGCAUGGAUUUCAGAUAUACUGCUGAUGUGCUAACAGAUGAAGAAGCUUAUGAAAUACUCCAAAAUGGCCUGCUUGGGAAAAAGUAAAGGGAAGAGCAAAUGUUGAAGCAUGGAUAUCCGGCUUAUACAAGAUCCUGUGCCUGCCUGGGCUACUCAGACAGCAAACUUCUGGUUGCCUUGGCUGUGGGGGAUACUCUGAAACUGUCAGCAGCAGAGGGCCCUUACCUUCCUUUGUUCAAAGUAAAGGUGGGUGCAGAUCUGCAGGAUGAUAUCUGCAGAUGCAGAUUUAUACGAGAAAUGACUGGCCCGGACAAAAUAAUGAUGCUGAAUGCAAACCAACAAUGGGAACUAAAGGAAGCAAUAGAUGGGUCACUAACAGCUGAGUUUAAAUCCUCGUGGGUUAAGGAGCCAGCUUUUCCAGGUGAGGAUAUGCAUGUCCAGAUGGGAGAUGCAACCAUUCCAACAGCCUUAGCACCGUUAGGAGUUGGUGUGGCAACCAGAGAACAGGUCUUUUCAUUUUUUCCCUUACAAUGCCACAACAGAGUGAUAUUUAAACAGCUUCUACAAGCUAAGGCCUUGAGUUAUCUCCAAAUUGACAGCUGCAGGCUGGGAAGUGUGAAUGAAAACUUGUCUGUGUUGCUGAUGGCCAAAAAGUUCCAGACUAAGGCUCUGCAAAAUGCAGCAGGANGGGGUCUCUGUGAAUUUGUCCAGCACUUGAUAAUAUUUGAUUAUAUCCCAGUGUCUGGAAGCCUUGAAAGCAGGUUAUUUAUACAAAAUACUCCACUAGCAAUUGACUAUGGUGAUCAUUCUUUUUGUUUUUUUACUUAA
This is a messenger RNA of Nipponia nippon (crested ibis), 1083 nucleotides long. NCBI's taxonomy places the organism in Eukaryota, Metazoa, Chordata, Aves, Pelecaniformes, Threskiornithidae. The record is from RefSeq and is a predicted model, not a curated record.